This is a messenger RNA of Paramecium octaurelia, 4164 nucleotides long. NCBI's taxonomy places the organism in Eukaryota, Ciliophora, Oligohymenophorea, Peniculida, Parameciidae. The record is from the annotation of a GenBank genome assembly.
UUUUUUUAUCUCUAUGAAUUCCUAACAAUAGAUAAUAAGUCUUAUCAAGAAAAACCUACUUAUUAGUUAUAGAAAUAGAGAAGUAUUCAUAGAAGCUUUGCUUCCCAUCAUUGUUUCCAUAAUGCUCACUUUCAGAGGUAGAAUUAGUUGACUUUAUUAUAGAGUACCUUUCCGAAAUGAAAUAGUUAAUGCCAUUGCUUUAUAGUUUAGCAACAGCCUCUACGCAGAGAUCAAUAUUGAUUAAGUUGGUGGAAGAGAAAAGUAAACGAUACAAGGAACUUCAGAAGGUAGAUCUAUUUAUCUUAGCAUUAGAUUAUGGGCAUGUCUGAAAAGUCCUAUCUGAUAGGCUGGGUUCUAACUGGAUACAUAAGAGUCAUAAUAGUAAACAACAGAAUUAUAAUUAGGCAGUAAUCAUUUUUGAGUUGUCUUGGUAUUUGAUGUUUCCUAUAUUUGGAAUAAGUUGGGAAGAAUAAUUUAAUGAGAGUUUUAUCUCCUUGACUUGGCCAUAUUUUCUAUUUUCUAUAGCAGUAAUGGAAAAUGUAUAUAAUUUUAGUCUAUGAAUCAAAUCUUCCUAUUUUCAAGUCUGUUUAAUGAAGUCAAAAUUGCAGGAGAAAUCUAAAGUUUUUUUUAGAUCGCUUGUGUCUUCUUUAUAUAUUUCACUUUUGUUGAAAGCGCAGCAAAUUCCUUCCCAUUCUACUUUUUCCUAAGCAUUUUCAGUCCCCAAUGUAGUAUAGCCUUUACUUAUAUUGCUUCAAUGAAACCUGGUAUUCCAGGAGAUAUUUUAUCAGCCAAUUUAUUUCCAUCAUAAUAGAUUAUGGAUAUAUACUCACCAACAUAUGAGGGAACUCAGAUGGCUGUUUAAGCUGUUGUCUAUUUUCUCCUAUUUUUAUAUUGCGAAUAAGUAAUUCCAAAUGAAUAUGGAGUAGCCAAGGAACCCUUAUUCUUUCUAAAAACGAAUAAAGUGUAAAUCAAAGAAAAUGAUUUAUUCGCUUAACUAACAACAGAUGAUAACGAUGUGAGUUCUGCUAUUUAUCAUGAAGAAAUAAAGUAUCCUGCCCCUCCCAGUAUAAUAAUUAAGAAUUUAUAAAAAAAGUUUGGAACACUCAAAGCAGUUGAUAAUAUCUCACUCUACCUAUAUGAAUCAGAGAUAUUUUGUUUGUUGGGACAUAAUGGUGCUGGAAAGACUACUGCUAUAAGUGUGUUGACUGGGAUGAUUUCAAAAACAUCAGGGUUGGUUAGCAUGUAUGGAAUGAACUUGGAUACUUAAUUGGCUAAGAUAAGAUAAUCCUUAGGUCUUUGUACAUAGAAGGAUUGCUUAUAUGAAGAUUUAACAGUAGAGGAAAACCUAGAGUAUAUCAGUUCCAUAAAGGGGAGAGUUGAUAAAUAAGAAAUACUUGAUAUAUUGAGGAAAACUGAUCUAAUUGGAGAGAGAUCUCUUGAGGUGAAAGUUCUAUCUGGAGGAUCAAAAAGGAAGUUGUCUUUAGGAAUGAGUUUAGUGGGAAAUUCAAAGAUUAUAUUUUUGGAUGAGCCUACUUCCGGAAUGGAUGCAUAUUCAAGGAGAUAAAUUUGGACUAUCCUAGAGAGAAUAAGAUAGGAUCAAAGAACAAUAAUAUUAACGACUCAUCAUCUUGAUGAGGCUGAAGUCUUGGCCAAUAGGAUAGGAAUUAUGUCGAAAGGUUAAUUAUUGGCUGUGGGAACAUCCAAUUUCAUUAAAAAGAAAUUUGGAGAAGGUUACAAUCUUAAAUUAACAUUUAAUGAUGUUUCUUUGAAAAAUUAAAUUUAUGAGAAAGUCAAUAAAUAUGUACCAGAAUGUUUUUUGGAGACAGAACAUUCCAAUGAAAACUAAUAUGUAUUUAAUAUUCCUUUUACUUCUAAAAAUUCUCUUGGGUAAUUGUUUUAGGAGUUAGAAGAAAUAUCUGUCUAAAUUGGAUUGUCCAUGAAAACACUUGAAGACGCUUUUGUCAAAAUAGGUAUGGAAGAAGAACAGGCUCAACUCUCUUUUAGAAGAAAGAGUGAGAUAUAAGUUGCUAAAUAAAGUUUAGGCAUUCCUGCUACUGAUGAUGAAAAUGAACGAGAUAACUAGGAGUUCUAUUCUUAUCCUGUUGAAGUUAAAGAUGAAGAGGUUGAAAAUGAUAUAAAAUCAAUACCUAAAUGUUUGUCUAAUGAUCCUUAGUAUUCCUUUUUCAGUUAAAUCAUGGCAAUUUUCUUAAGGAGAUACUAUACUGUAGUUAGAACAACUACUAAUUAUUUUUCGAUAAUCAUUCCUAUGAUUGCUUUUAUUAAUGGACUUGUUGUUGUUGCCUACGUUAAAUUUUAAGACGAAGAGUACAAGUUAUUACCUGAUUUUGUUUUGGAUCACUUUAAAAUUAAUCUCCUAGCAUCUUGUUGCGUGAUCGCAUUCUGUUUCAAUGCUACUAUUUAUAUCACUUAACCUGUCCUUGAAAAAGAAUACUUCUUGAAAUAAUCAUUACAUGGCAUGGGUUUAAGAAACUCAACCUAUUGGUUAGGAACAUUUUUAUUCGAUCUAAUCAUAUUCUUUUUAAAUUUGCUGCUAUUUUUAAUAGUUUCAGCCUUAUUAGACUUAAAUAUUGUGUUUGAUAAUAUUAUAAGAGCGCUUUCAUGCUUUUUAUUAUUUGGACCAAGUUAAAUUUUAUUCGCUUAUAUAAUGGGAUUUGUAUUUAAUAAAUUGGAGAGUGCAUUAAAAUUGUUCACUAUCUUUUGUUUUUUUAUACUCUUUUGUUUACCCAAUAUCAUAUUUGCCUUUACUUUCUUCUUUUACUAAGAGUUUGAUAAACCUACAUUCCUUGAGAAUCUCAUUUAUGUUUUUGAGAUUUUGUUUUCAGUAUUAUUUUAAAUUAAAAAUAGGUCAUCUCGCCAUUUUAUGCCUUCUUCUCAGCAUAUUUGUUCACCGCCAAUAAUUAUGAUGAUGUAGAAGCCUUUUUUGAAGCUCCCUAUUUGUUAACAACAACUGAAGGAUAUUUAUUAAUUAUUUUUGGAUAGAUAGUUGUUUUUGCUGGGGUUUUGUUCUUCUUAGAAAAUAAAAAAUCAUUUUUGAUCCACCAUCAUACGUAAUAAGAAAUCCAAGACAAUGUAGAAGAGGAAGUUCAAAAUGAAAGAGAAAGAGUUCUUAAACCUAAUAAUAAUGAUCCCAUUAAAUCUAAAUUUUUGGAAAAAUAAUAUAUUAAGGGCAAACCAACUUUGUAGUAACUUACAUUCAGUGUGAAAAAGGGGGAGAUUCUGGGAAUUAUUGGUCCAAAUGGAGCUGGUAAAUCUACAUUAAUUAAUAUUUUUUCUGGAAUUAACACCCCAACAGCUGGUCAGGCAUUGUUAAAUGAUUAUGAACCAAAAUAAUAGAUCAUGAGUAUUAUGUAACAUGUUGGAGUUUGUCCACAAUUUGAUUGUAUCUGGGAAAAUCUCACUCCUGUAGAGCAUCUUUAAUUAUUUGGUAGAAUCAAAGGAUUACAAGGGAAAGAAUUGUCAACUGCUGUUGCAUAUUUCAUUAAAACUAUGCAAUUAGAUUUGUUUAUUAAGACAAAAGCUGGUUAAUUGAGUGGUGGUAACAAAAGAAAACUGUGUGUUGCUGAUGCCUUAAUUGGAGGAAGUGAUAUAACCUUUUUUGAUGAACCGAGUACUGGAGUAGACCCAAUUUCUAGAAGAUUUUUAUUUAAUACAUUAAAGAGAAAUAUCCAAUUAAGAGCUUGCUCAGCAAUUAUGACAACUCAUACCAUCGAAGAAGCUGAAAGUCUUAGUGAUAGAAUCGGAAUAUUGAUAGCUGGACAAUUCAAAUGUUUAGGUUCACCUUAGGAUUUAAGACAGUAUUUAUUUCAAUUUAUUAUUAGAAAACACGGAAGUGGUUAUCAAAUCUAAAUUAAAUAUAUCAAUCCUUAAGUGACUAGUAACAUUUAAAACUAAUUUCCCAAUGCCUAAUAAAUAGAAGAAAGGAGGGAGGGUUAUUUGAUGUACUCUGUUCCAAAAGAAGGAUUUAGUUUUUAUAAGUCAUUUAACUUUUUCUAGAGGUAACAAUAAGAAGGCAAUAUAGAGGAUUUCUAAAUUGAGGAAAAGUAUUUUAUUAGUAUAAUAUUUAGCUCUUUGGAAUAAGUGUUUAUUCAUUUUAGUAAAAUUCAAUAGGAAAUAAAUGAGAAGGAGGGCAUGGCCUUUGAUUGA